AUUAGUGUUGACAGUUUUGUUAAUGAAUUUUGACACAAACUUGUCAUGCUUAUGAUCCGUAGCCAAGCGGUAUGGGGCCAAUGUCAUUCAAGGGAGAUAAUUCUAUGUUCUAACACUAGUGAUUUCAUACUAACCACUUGAAUGGUUGAUACUAGUUUUAAUAUUCAUAGGGAAACGCGUUACUCACAUCCUCAAAGUCACUGCCCACCCCAAAAUGAAUAUGGAAAAACUUUGACCGUACCCCUUCAUAUCAAAGGCUCUAAAGACUAACCCUAACCUAACCAUUGAAAGGUGGUUACGGGUUGAACUCAUGCCGUAGUCCCAAUACAUCUGCUGUUAACUGAGUUUGAUGUCAGAUUCAUAUAUCUAUUUGUAUAACUGCAGGGGUAGAAUUAAAAAAAAUUCAGGGCAAGGCCAUUUUGGCUUUGGGUUUGAGUAAAUUUUUGGGGCACCAAGGCCACUGGGCAGGGCACCAAGGGCAACAUUUCUUUCAAGGGUAGGGCACCAAGGCCACUUUCUGUAAAGUUUUCACUGAUGCGAGUGAGAGAUGAGGUUCCCUGCGCAGAACAGUCUUUAUAGAGCGACUGCGCAGUUACUUCUCGGCGACCACGUGGUUCUCGGAUCUGUGGCUUGUAAACAAUAACAAUAUGGCUGCGCCCAUCGAAAUUGCGUGUCUAAGAGUCAGCAAUAAUUUCUUUGGAUUUCUGUUCUUAUGGACGAAUACACGGCAAGUGACAAAUGCUGCAAAGUUCAAUUUAGUUGGUACCAGGCAUGUGAAGGGCAUUAGGGCAUACAAGGAAGGCAACCACGGCUACUUAUGGCCGUGGUCACGGUCCAAUUUAUCAGGGCACCGCGUCCAGUAACAAGGGCACCUACGGCAAUAGCCGUAGUGCCGUGGGCCAAAAUCGAUCCCUGUAACUGGAAGAUGUGACCAAAUUGGCUACAUGAAUUUGCGUGACAUGCAAACUUCACGUUUUAAAUUGACCAGGUGUUAUUGUUAAGACAGUACUCCUCUAGCCUCCGAUUACUUUUUUAACCAGUUACAGCCCUCUCAAAGGAAGGCUUUUGGACUGGUAGGCAUAUUGAAUGGUAUAUAAUGCACUUUAUUGCUUAAUAUCAAGAAGUACUACUGGCAUAGGAAGCGGGGGUGCAAGGGGGGCUAUGUGUAAGAUAGAUAUAUAUAUAUGUGAAAGGAAGGCUAAGCAAGGCUUGCUUUAGUGAUUGGUAUAAACCUGAAAGAUAUUGGUAUUUCUAAGAAACUAUUCAAAUUUUUUAACUUGCUGUUGGCUAUUUGUCGGUAAUUGUCGGUAAUGGUCACUACUUUUUAGUAUAUCCGAUACUGUCUGUCUUCCGAUCUUGAAUUUCAAAGCUAACUUUUUCUGUUUAUACAAAGAUUUUGCUGAAAAUUCAUCGAUUAAUUUUAUUUUAUGUUCUAAGAAGAGUUCGAUACAUUGCCGUUUUUUGGUCGCUCUGCUUUUGCAACUGCAGUAAGACAACGCAAAACGGAAGCGUCAUUUGUAUUCAUGCAGAUACUAAACAACAGAUUGGUCUAAUAUAAUGUAGCAAAGCUUGAAGAUCUGUAUGCGAGAUGUUAAUCCGCACAUUGUGUGCUCCUUGUGUGCAGGCUAUUUCAUCGAUGCCACCACUAUUACUGAAUGUCUUCACACAUAUUGCAAGAGCUGUAUAGUAAAAUAUCUUCAGAGCAGUAAAUGUUGUCCACAAUGCAGUGUCAAAGUUCACGAAACCCAACCAUUGUUCCAUCUCCGAGCUGACCGCACAAUGCAAGAUAUCGUCUUCAAACUUGUACCAGGCUUGUUUGAAAAUGAGGAGAAAAGGCGGGCAGAGUUCUACAAAUCACGAGGUGAUCUCAAUCCUAAAAAAGACAAAGAAGCUACAACACAAGGGGAAAAUGCAAGUGGUCCUCGGCUGUCCAGUAUUAUCAACAAACCACAAGGCUACAAGUACAGAUAUGAUGAACAAAUAUGUUUAUGUUUGGAAAGAUUCAGCACACAAACAGUACAGCACUAUGGGAAACGUUUUCAGCUGCAGAACCUUGAGAAGAAGUUUAUCCGCUGCUCCAUCCGUGUUCUCAUCGCACACAUUAAAGCCAUGCUGCACAAAAAACUCAACAUCCCUACCACUUUGGAGUUUGAUGUUUCGUGUGAGGAGGAGGACCUGGCUGAUGAGAUGUCACUCAAACAGAUUUAUCUCAUGAACUGGUAUGAGAAGGAAACACCAAUGCUGUUAUACUACAGAUUUCAAGAAGGCAAUACAUAAAUAUCUGAAGAUUGUGAAAUAUGAACAUAACCAUGAACAAAUCAUUGCUUUGGAAUCUUUACCAAGAUGCCUUACACACCAGUGCCAUAUUGAACUUGUUUUUGUUUAAAACUAUAUAUCACAAAAGCCAGACUGGUUUAUCAGUUGGUGUGUGUUGAUAAGAAUGAAAAGAAAUAACUGUGCGACAGUAUUUAGACAGGUUGUGAAUGAUCAAGUGUUGGGUGCAAUAAUGAUAUAUAUGCAGAAUUUUUAAUAAUGCUUUAAAAAAUAAGGAAAAUAGUUAGCCAGUGCCUAGUACAUAUGGAAAGGACUGGAAUGUUUAACAGCUUCGCAGACUCAUCCUGAAUAAUCACUUCAAUCAGCGGUCAAAUUGUUAUACAUUUUAUAAAAAUCCACUAGCCAUGGGAUCAGUGAUUUUAACAAUGUACUAGCCAUGAUUAAAAAUGUACUAGCCCUACUUUAAAUAAAUACAAUUUUACUAAUAGUAAUAAUCCAAUAUGUCACCUAAAGAGGAAGAUGGAGCUUAAAACCUCUUAGAUUGGGAAGAGUGGGCAGGAUAUUCAUAUUUACAAAAUAUGUAAAUGCAACAUUUGACAAGGUUUUUUUCCCACUAGCCGUCGGGCUAGUUAUGCUAGUUAUUUACUAGCCUAACACUGAAUAUCACUAGCCAUUGGAGUGGGGCUACCAUAAUCUAGAAGCCCUGUGUUAUAAUAGCUUUUGUACGUGUAGGUGAGAGGAUUACAAGUUAAUAGUGUUUAUUAUCUAUUAUCCUGGAUAGGGCAUUACAUGAAAAUGUACAAGUUAUGACCUUUUAUAAUCACUGGAAAUGCUGGUUGGAAUGACAGAACUAUUGGUUCCAUUAUGAACAGUAAGGAGCAACAGAACCAGCUUUUUUUAUGUCCAAUUUCUUCUACCAGUCUUGGUAAUACUGAUCUGUUUUACAGACCCAUCUGUUCAAUAUUCUAGUUGUUUUAUCAAAGCUUGUAUCUGUGAUUGUAGCAAUUUGAUUGUCAGCACUUUCAUGACACCUGUAAGGACUGUUUUUGUUUGUAAAAUAUUGUUUCAUG
This is a messenger RNA of Gigantopelta aegis, 3344 nucleotides long. RefSeq names its product polycomb group RING finger protein 1-like. Gene Ontology annotation, molecular function: promoter-specific chromatin binding. Gene Ontology annotation, cellular component: PRC1 complex. The record is from RefSeq and is a predicted model, not a curated record. Bases 1582 to 2277 code for a protein of 231 amino acids. Gene Ontology annotation, biological process: negative regulation of transcription by RNA polymerase II. The transcript is spliced from 8 exons. Lineage: Eukaryota; Metazoa; Mollusca; Gastropoda; Neomphalida; Peltospiridae.